Molecule: messenger RNA, 1953 nt
Organism: Anneissia japonica
Lineage: Eukaryota; Metazoa; Echinodermata; Crinoidea; Comatulida; Comatulidae
Product: galactosylceramide sulfotransferase-like
Exons: 5
Coding region: 155-1405 (416 amino acids)
Biological process (GO): glycolipid biosynthetic process
Cellular component (GO): membrane
Molecular function (GO): galactosylceramide sulfotransferase activity
Source: RefSeq, a predicted model, not a curated record
GCUCCACUCAGUGAUUCAUACAGAAGGAAACAGAGGUUUUUUUUACGAAACAACGAAUUCACAAGCAGGCUUAUUAAUCAAAUGACGUCGAUAAAAAUGGUUGCAUAACGUGUCCAUCGCAGGCGAUGAACUUAAAAAUGUACGAAAUCGAAUUAUGAUUCUCGAGGAUAGUAGAGGAUAUAAGCAACGGAAGAUGAGACAAAGACUUGUCUGGGGUGGCUUGCUCUCCACUAUCGUGAUAUACCUGCUGAUAUCAAUUCAUCUAUAUACUAGUCGAUAUAAACAUGAUUGUGGAGCUAGAUCCCAGCCGAUACAGAAGCUAGAGGAGGAGAUAAAUCGACUUCUUCGGAUCAUAAACGAAAAUGUACCGGAAGACAAGUACCAGCAAAAAUCAGCCGAAAGAGCUUGCCAGCCCAGGACGAGCAUCGUGUUCCAGAAGACCCACAAAUGCGCAAGCUCCACCUUGCAAAACAUACUACUAAGAUUCGGCGAUAAACGCAAUCUAACGUUCGCACUGCCAAACGAAAACGCGUUUUACUAUCGACAUGUUUUUGACUACACGCGUCGAUUCCAACGCGAAUUUGUCAUGCAUAUACCCGGUAUACAGGAGUAUGAUAUUUUCUGUCAUCACGCUGUUUUCAAUAAGAAAGAAAUGGAAGCAGUUAUGACGGAAAACACAGCAUUUAUUUCGAUCGUUAGAUCACCCGUGAAGAACUUCGAAUCGACAUUCGAUUACUAUGGAUCUAGUAGAAAACAUGGAGUUGAUCAUUAUGAAAAUCCACUGAUGGAGUUCAUUAGACGAGCGGAGAAAGACCCGUUAAAUUUAAACUACACGUACGGGCCCAACAAAUGCCCGAUGAUGCAUGAUUUUGGAUUAACGCGCACGAGAGAUAAAUCAAACGAGAUUAAGGUUAAGGAGAGGAUAAAAUCUUUGGAUCAAGAUAUUGACUUGGUGUUGAUUUCCGAUUAUUUUGAUGAAUCGAUGAUUCUUCUUAAAGAAUUAAUGUGUUGGGACUACGAUGAUAUUGUAUAUUUGCCAAAAGUUGUACGAAAUAAGCAGAGGGUACGAGAGUUAACAUUAGAUGAGGAGCAAAGGAUUCGAAGCUGGAAUAAAGGAGAUGUGAUCCUUUUUGAUCAUUUUAAUCGUACAUUUUGGACGCGUGUGGAAGCGUUCGGGAAAGAACGAAUGCAGAAGGAGUUGGAAAUAUUUAGAAAAAGAAAACAAAUCUGGGAAGAAAAAUGCACAAAUAAAAGAGUCAGUGGACGUUUAUUUCGUGACUUUCAAUUCAAAACGGAUGCAUUUGGACGUGUAGACAUGGAAUGCAGACGCCUAGGUUGGUGGGAGCAGCCUUAUACAGAAUACAUUAGACACAAACAACUAUUUUGGGCGACUAGGCCUCAUUGACAACUACAUUUAAACCACUAUGGAUGGAUUUUCUACUACUACAUCAAUAUGUUGAAGCAAAAUAGCAAUAUCCUGUCAUAAGAUUAUUUUACAGUAGAAUAGUGUGUCAAUGAGAGAAAGUUAACAAAGGUUUGAUGAAAUGCUAUGUGUAAUUUAAAAUUGCAUAAAAUUAUUAAUUCUAGGACAACAAAAUGAGAGCAAAUUUAACAUGGCAUUCUCACAAAUUCAAUUCAUAAUCCGAAUUCAUAAUUUUGACAGCAUGUGGAUGUGGCUAUAUGUAAACUACACCACACACUGCAUUGCAGCAAAUGGAGGCUCGCCAAAUUUUAAUUUUUCCAGCACUGAAUGGUGCUAAAAACUGUUAUGAAGUCAAUUCAAUAAAAUGAAGCUUUAAUAUUGUAUGAUGAAAAUAAAACCUACAUGUCACUGGAACAUACAGUACUAAAAAACGUGAAUUAAGAGACAAUAACAGCUCCUUUAACCUAAAUUUUUGCAGCAAGUUUGUCAAAAGUCUCACACAUUAGUAAACUGACCAUGAAGCUUGUAAA